AUGAAAAAGCAUGCACAUUUUGUGAAACAUGAUCCAGAACCAUUUGGUAGUCUUCCAAAGCACAAUUCUGUGUACUGCUUUGCUUGGGACUCUAUUUAUGAUUUCCAGGCUCCUUCACUCUUGCCAGCACUUCUUUCAAAGCAUGGUCAAGAUGGUAGCGUGUCUACUGGCACGAAGUCCUUAAAAGUAUUUUCACUUCUUGGUGCUGGAGCAUUGGGCCUCCUGAGUUGUGCAACAGUAGCUUCUUCUGAUGAGGCUGAGCAUGGGUUAGAGAGUCCCAACUAUCCAUGGCCUCACGAGGGCAUUCUCAGUUCAUACGACCAUGCUUCGAUUCGUCGGGGUCAUCAGGUUUACCAGCAAGUUUGUGCAUCGUGCCACUCAAUGUCUCUAAUUUCUUAUCGUGACCUAGUUGGUGUGGCUUACACUGAGGAAGAAACUAAAGCUAUGGCGGCAGAGAUUGAAGUGGUUGAUGGUCCAAAUGAUGAGGGUGAGAUGUUCACUCGCCCUGGGAAACUGAGUGAUCGUUUUCCUCAGCCUUAUGCUAAUGAACAAGCUGCAAGGUUUGCCAAUGGAGGUGCCUAUCCCCCUGAUCUAAGUCUUAUAACCAAGGCCCGCCAUAAUGGACAGAAUUAUGUUUUUGCUCUUCUAACUGGGUACCGCGAUCCUCCUGCUGGUGUGAUGAUUAGAGAAGGGCUACACUAUAAUCCUUAUUUCCCUGGUGGAGCUAUUGCUAUGCCUAAAAUGCUUAAUGACGGUGCUGUUGAAUAUGAAGAUGGUACCCCUGCGACAGAGGCACAGAUGGGAAAAGAUGUUGUGUCAUUUUUGUCAUGGGCUGCUGAACCAGAAAUGGAAGAACGGAAGCUGAUGGGUUUCAAAUGGAUUUUUGUAUUGUCGCUUGCACUUCUCCAAGCAGGCUACUAUAGACGCUUGAAAUGGUCGGUUCUCAAGUCCCGGAAGUUGGUCCUCAAUGUAGUCAACUAAACCUCAGAGAGUUUCACCAAGAUCUUCGGGGCGCAAGCAGUAAAUAAACGUCGGAAUUUAAUUUUAGAUCUCACGGUGAAUUUAAUGCAUUUUUCCAUGGCCUAUACUCGAGGCAAAAUGCAAUCCAAUUUAUUAAUUGGUACUAUGAGUAUGCUUUUUGAGGAAUAAAUAGUAACUGGUUACUCAAUAUUUGUUUUUAUACGAUGACUUUGUGUUUUUACCCUCUUAAAGUUUGAGGGUUGGUUUCUCUGUAUACGAUCUUGAUGUGCUAUAUGUUGCCCCAUCUGGAAAACUUUUGAAUGGAGAUUAAUUUAUUUUCUCGUAAA
Messenger RNA from Olea europaea var. sylvestris, 1307 nucleotides. Its product is annotated as cytochrome c1-2, heme protein, mitochondrial-like. Gene Ontology annotation, biological process: mitochondrial electron transport, ubiquinol to cytochrome c. The record is from RefSeq and is a predicted model, not a curated record. The transcript is spliced from 7 exons. Gene Ontology annotation, molecular function: heme binding; electron transfer activity. NCBI's taxonomy places the organism in Eukaryota, Viridiplantae, Streptophyta, Magnoliopsida, Lamiales, Oleaceae. Bases 1 to 981 code for a protein of 326 amino acids.